AGUUUAUGGUUUUCAUCAUGACUGCUUCCAUUGAAUUGAAAGCGUUGUAUAUUCUAACCUAAGUUUUUAGAUGAAAUACUUUAUUAUUUUUUAAUUUAAAAUAAAAAAAACAAUGGGACAUAGUAAAAUAUUUUUAAGAAAUCGAGCAUUAGGAUAUGUUUCUAAUCAUAUUCCUCUCAUCACGAGAUAUAUUAAAAGACGAAAAGAAAAUCUUAUAGUAACGUGUACAGGUAAUGCAUUCCAUACAUAUAGUUGUUCGCAUUUUACACUUCUUAGUGUAUCAGGAGUACAUCCAGAUGAAAUUACAUGUCUUGCGGGAGAUGUUUAUCAUGUUUAUACAGCAUGUAAAAAUGAAAUAUACGCCUGGCGAAGAGGAUCAGAAAUAAAACAUACCUAUAAAGGUCAUGAUUGUACAGUACACACUUUAUUACCUUUUGGACCACAUUUAGUGUCUGUUGAUGAAAAUAGUAAUGUUAAAAUAUGGGAUAUUAAAACAGAAGAGCUAAUAACAGAACUCACUUUUAAUAAUACACAUUUCAAAAUUACAACAUUAAUGCAUCCUAAUACCUACAUAAACAAAAUAUUAUUUGGAAGUGAACAAGGUCAAUUACAAUUAUGGAAUUUGAGAAUUUUAAAAUCAGUUUAUAUAUUUAAUGGUUGGAACACAGCAAUUACUGUACUUGAACAAGCACCGGCAAUAGAUGUUGUAGCAAUUGGUUUAAAUGAUGGAAGAAUUAUAUUGCAUAAUUUAAAAUUUGAUGAAACUCUUUUUGAAUUAAUGCAAGAUUGGGGUUGUAUAACAUCCAUUAGUUUUCGCACAGAUGAACAUCCAAUUAUGGCCACAGGAAGUUUAGAUGGUCAUAUUGUAUUUUGGAACUUAGAGCAACGUAAAGUAGAAAGUCAACUUCAUAAAGCUCAUUUUGGAGCUGUAACAGGAUUAAAAUAUUUACCCAAUGAACCACUCUUAGUAUCAUCUUCUCCUGACAAUUCUUUAAAAUUAUGGAUAUUUGAUUUAGCUGAUGGAGCUGGAAGACUUUUAAGAAUCAGAGAAGCUCAUUCAGAACCUCCUACUAUUAUUCGUUUUUAUGGAAAUGAAGGUGAAAAUAUAAUAACUGCUGGUAGUGAUUCUUCUUUGAGAUUAUUCUCUACUAUUUCAGAAAUGUUAAAUAAAAGUUUAGGAAGAGCAUCUUUUAAUAGAAAAGCUGCAAAAAAAAGAGGAAGAGCUGUUGAAGAUCCUUUACAAAUGCCACCAAUUACUGAAAUUGCUAUGGAAGUAACAAGAGAAAAAGAAUGGGAUAACAUUGUAGCAACACAUUCUGGUUUGGGUACAGUUACUACAUGGUCUUUUGAUAAAACAAGAAUGGGAGAAUAUAAAUUAUUUCCAGAAAAAUUUAAAGGCAAUAAUAAUAUUACUGCAAGUAGUAUAUGUUUAACAAAAUGUGGAAAUUUUGUUGUUAUUGGAUAUAGUAAUGGACAUGUAGAAAGAUUUAAUAUACAAUCAGGAAUUCAUAGAGCUAGUUAUGGUAGUGAUAAAGGAGCACAUAAAGGUCCUGUAAAAGGUGUAAUGGUAGAUCCUUUGAAUCAAGUUGUAAUUACAGCUGGAAAAGAUGCAUAUAUAAAGUAUUGGAGUUUUAAACCAAAAAUAAAUGAUACAGAAUCACUAGCAAAAAUGAUACUAGAUGAGCCAAUUGAAUGGAUACGAUAUCAUGAUGAAAGUUCCCUUAUAGCUGUAGCAUUGGAAGAUUUUAGUAUUGUAUUAAUAGAUUUUGAUACUAGAAAAAUUGUUCGACGUUUUGAAGGACAUAAAGGGCGCUUGACAGAUGCAUGUUUUAAUCCUGACUCAAGAUGGUUAAUAACAGCAUCUAUGGAUUGUACAAUUUGUACAUGGGAUAUUCCUUCUUCUAACUUAAUAGAUAUUUUUCAGAUUCCAGAAGCAUGUACAUCAUUACAUUUUUCUCCAACUGGAGAAUUUCUUGCUACAACACAUGUGUGUAAUCUAGGUAUAUAUUUAUGGUCGAAUCGCACUCUUUAUUCUCAUAUUUCUUUAAAAGCGAUAAAUAAAGAUGAUCCGAUUCCAAUGAUCGGACUUCCUAAUUCGGUAAUAGAAAUUAAUGAUGAUAAAGAAGAUGAACUUUCUGAACCAGAAUUGGAGUACAUAUCUCCAGAACAAAUUCAAGAAAAUCUUAUUACAAUGUCUGGUUUAGCUCACUCUAGAUGGCAAAAUCUGUUAAAUAUAGAUAUUGUUAAAAAAAGAAACAAACCAAAAGAAAUACCUAAAACAGAAAGUGCUCCUUUUUUCUUACCAACAAUUCCAUCAUUAGAAUUGAGAUUUGAUUUUUCGGAUGUUACAAAUACGGAAACGAAUAAGAAAUUUAUCGUACAUCCUGAUUUUCAAAGUCUUACUGUAUUUGGUAAAUCCUUAUUAUCUGUGGAAAACAAUAAUUAUCAAGAAAUUAUUGAAAAAUUAAAAUGUAUGAGUCCAAGUUCUAUUGAUUUUGAAAUUCAAUCACUUUCAGCAGAUGAAAAAACAUUGACUACUUUAUUACUUCAUUUUAUGAAAAUGAUUUAUUAUAUGAUAGAAAGAAAACGAGACUUUGAAUUAUCGCAAGCUUAUUUAGCUGUAUUUUUAAAAUGGCAUGGAACAACAAUAACAGAAACUGAAUCAUUAAGAAAUUAUUUAAACACAUUACAAGAGAUACAAUCCAAAACAUGGUUGAUAUUAAGAGAUAAAUUGUUUUAUAAUCUUAGUGUUGUACAAAUGUUAAAAAAGAUGUAAAAUUUUAUUAUAAUAAAAACAUAAUUUUUUAUAAUAUUUUAUUAUCGCAAAAUAUUUUUUUAAAAUUCAUAGAAAAGUCAUAAAUCAUAUUUGAAAAAUAAUUAAUUUAUUAUAAUAUUUUAUAUAUUUAAUUCAGUACAUUUAGAAUUUAAUUUACAGUAAUUUUUUUUAAAAAAAACAUUGUACAUCCAUAAGUUACAAAGUUAAAUAGAAAAAACUCCAUUAAUUAUAAAUACAAUUCAUGUAUAUAAAUAUAAAAAAUAAUCAUAUACUUUUGUAAUAUAUUUUAAUACCAAAUGUAUUUUAAGUGUAAGUAAAAAGUAUUUAUAAAUAUGUAUAUACAUUAAGGCUUUGUAUUCAACAGUUUAUUUCCUAUAUAUAAUUAAAAAUUAUUCCCUAUAAGUGAGAAAACUGUAUAUUUGUUCCAUUGUUCUGGUUUCUAAUGCUAAAUCUUCCAUAUAAAUUUCAAAACUUGUAAUAAUUCUAUAAAGGCUUCGCUUUGUUGCAGCACGUAAAGAAUAGAAGAUUUGUUUAAUAAAUUUAUCAUCUCCAUCUUGUUUUUUUGCCAUAAUAUUCGAUUUCUGUAAUUUAUCAAGAGCUUGUUUUAGCUCAAGUAAAGUAUUGAUUAUAAGUGGUAGAUCUUUUUGAGCAAUUCCAUAAGUAUCUUCAGUUAGUGAUACUACAGCUAAAGAUGAAAUUGCAUCUGCAGCCCAAAUUACCAUUUGUCCAUUGAAUAAAAUAUGACACACUUUACCUCCUUCUAUUUCCCCAAAAAUGUAAGAAAUAAGUGGUUUAGAAAGCAAAUAUGUCAAAAAAUUGUUCCAUUUUGUUUUUAUAAAUUUUUGAAUAAAUAAUUCAUCAUCUUCUUUUUUUAUGUCAGUUUGAUCAGUAGGUAAUUGUACUUCUUCUUUUACUAAAUUGCGCAUACGAUAUACAUAUUCUUUUUGAAAUGUAGUAACAUGUGUUAUUGUUGAACAUGGAGCACAUGGAGGUAAUUCUUGUGGUUUAACAUAUGCUGCAGUAAGGUCAUCAGAAAAUUUUUUAAUAAGACCAAUACAUUUUUCUACAAUACAAUUCCAAUUAUAAGGAUGACCUCCAGGUUGACUGAGUGUAAAUAAUAUACUCCUUCUUGUCUUAUCUUUUUGAACUAUUGUAACUAAAUCUAAAUAUCCUAGAUGUUGCAUUAUUGGUACUUUAUCUAUAGAUAAUGCUUCAGAAAGUGUCAUUCUAGAUUCAUCAAUGUCAAAUACAUUGUUCUGUUUGAAUUCAAAAAGAACCCAUUCUGUCAAAUAUAAUUCAAACAAUAAAUACAUGCUAUUAAUUACUAAUACAAAUAUCAAUUGAUAUAACCAUAAUUGAAAAAUCAAUGAAAAAUUCAAUAAAUUAGAAAUAUUACUCAAUGGUUCACUUUCUAAUUGUGCAGAUGAUAAAAAUAAUAUUGUAGAACAACAAUUAUAACCUAAGAAAUAAUAAGCAAUUAAAUAAUAUAAAGUUGGCCAUAUACACUCAAUCAUUAAUGAUGGAAGUAAAGAGCAUAUUCCUGUUUUAAAUCUUGAAAAUUUUGAUGAAAAUAUUAUAGGAAAUUUCAAAUAUUUUGUAUGAAAGAUACUAGUCUUUAAGAAAAAAUAUAAUCCACUCCAUAAUCCGCUUAGAAAUAAAAAGUAAUGUUCUUCCAUUAGACAUGUUCCAUAAACUAUAUUACAUUCUGUCAUUAAAAAGCCAUAUCUACCUCCUUUUAUUGAUAAAUGCAUCCAAACAAGAAGGCCACCAAUGAUAAUAUGUAAUGCACCCAGUAAAAUAUUUUGUGAUGUAAAUAUUCCACAAAAUUUAUUAAACCUACUUUUUAAAUAAGGUGGUACAUUUGAAUAAUUUUUGCUGCAAAUAACUCCUUGAAAGAAUGUAACAGUAGCAAGAACGCAGAAAUAACUCCACAUUCGAAAAGAGGUUAUCGCUGUCCAUGUGUUUUGAAUCCAUGAUGUGUAAUCCGUGUUUAAAUUUGUAAUUAAAAAUAAAAGAGUCACAAGAAAGAAUUGUACUGCUAUACUGGAGAUUAUAGCUAAGAACAUUCUUUGCAUUAACAAUUCUUUACAUCCUUUUUUAUUCAUCUGUAUCAUUUUAUUUACUUUUAAUAGUUAACCUUUACUU
Apis cerana (Asiatic honeybee) is the source of this 4921-nucleotide messenger RNA. RefSeq names its product WD repeat-containing protein 36. The record is from RefSeq and is a predicted model, not a curated record. Lineage: Eukaryota; Metazoa; Arthropoda; Insecta; Hymenoptera; Apidae. Gene Ontology annotation, biological process: rRNA processing. Gene Ontology annotation, cellular component: small-subunit processome; Pwp2p-containing subcomplex of 90S preribosome. Gene Ontology annotation, molecular function: protein binding.